GGAGUGGUGCCGACAGCGCGAAGCGAGUCUGAUAUUCGACACAUUCUUGGUUGAUUUGAGCUUCUUCCUGCUGGUGGUGAUACGGAAGGGAGGUCCGAAGCUUUGAGGAGGAAGAGUGUUUUUAAAAAUCUGCUCGAGGCGCUGGUGCGUUUGGAAGCCUGUGACGAUGCAGCCCAGGCGGCGCGGCCAAAGCCAGCUGGGGUUAGGGGUGAUCAUGCUGGCCUCCCAGCUGCUGAACGUCGGUCUGGACCGGAUCCCGCCCGUCACCCUGGCCACCAUCGCCGCCCAGGUGGCGCUGUUCCUGAACCUGGUGAAGCCGCCGUGGCACCGUUAUGACGCCUGCAUCAGCGUGUUCACGGUGCUGCGCCAGGGCGACUAUAAGCGCGUGCUCAUCAGUACGUUCGAGCACGCCGACGAGUGGCACCUCUACUACAACAUGGUGUCCUUCCUGUGGAAGGGCAUGCGGCUGGAGCAGCGCAUGGGAAGCCGCAAGUUUGCCAUUCUGCUGGGCGUGUUCUCGGUGUCGUGCAGCCUGACGUAUCUGGCGCUGGCCAAGACGGCCACCGAGUUUCUCCAGGACGAGAGUUACUCGAGACAGUGCGCCAUCGGCUUCUCCGGCGUGAUCUUCGCGCUGAAGGUGCUGACCCAGCGUCUGGAGUCGGCGUCCGACUCGUGGACGUACCUGCGGGGCCUGGCCGUGCCGGCGCGCUGGGCAGUCUGGGCGGAGCUCGUGCUCAUCCACAUACUGGUGCCGGGCGCCUCCUUCGUCGGCCACCUGGCCGGCAUCCUCGUCGGCCUGGCCUACACCUACGGCCCGCUCGAGUACCUGGUGGACACGCUCGACAAGGCAAUCGGAGUGCCGAUGGCGCGGGCGAGCACGAGCCGUCCGGCCGGCGCCUCCUACACGUACCACAGCAGCCGCUCCGGCCGUCGUGCCGAGCCCGACGAGCGUGAGGCGUCCGCGCUCGAAGCAGUUGUGCCGGUACAGGACGACUUCUCUGACAGCGCGUACGCCCUCAAGAUGACAGACAGCGACUGCGUCUGUCCCUACAUGGUGCGCAUCAUGGCGGCAACAGCUCACGCGUCCACCGUCCUCAAGAACAUCGGCUCCUGCGCGCAGCACCAGCUCUGCACGUAA
Messenger RNA from Pollicipes pollicipes, 1138 nucleotides. RefSeq names its product rhomboid-related protein 4. Bases 167 to 1138 code for a protein of 323 amino acids. Gene Ontology annotation, molecular function: serine-type endopeptidase activity. Gene Ontology annotation, cellular component: membrane. The transcript is spliced from 8 exons. Lineage: Eukaryota; Metazoa; Arthropoda; Thecostraca; Pollicipedomorpha; Pollicipedidae. The record is from RefSeq and is a predicted model, not a curated record.